UUGGACUUUGCUGGCUUUCAUCAAUUACUACACCCUCCCUCUUCCUUCUCACCUCUGGAGGGAGAAGAAAGGCAAGGAAAACCAAAGGACAAACGACUCAGCGUUAUUUCUGGGACUGAAUGAACCUAAUGGCUCCCUACAAAGUGGAAAAGUCCCAUCACCUCCUGUUUCCGUGAGGGUGCUUUUGGAUGAGAUAGCGUUAAAUUGGUUGACUUUGAGGAAAGCAGAUUGCCUCUGUCAGGUGGGUGGGCCUUAUCCAAUCAGUUGAAAACCUGAAUAGAACAAAAGACUGACCUCCUGGAAGCAAGAGGGAGUUCUGCCAGCAGACGGCCUUUGGACUUGACCUGCAGUGUCAGCUCUUCCCUGGGUCUUCAUCUUGAUUGCCUUUCGACUUGAACUACAGAUUUCGGACUUGCCAGCCUCCAUGAUCACAGUUGCUAUAAUGGAAGUCAAAGGGAAAAAAAAAAUCACAGGAAAAGGUACAAAGCCAUCACAAGAAAAAAACAGAUUUCAUAAAAACAGUGAUUCUGGUUCUUCAAAGACAUUCCCAAAAAAAGUUGUUAAGGAAGGUGGACCUAAAAUCACAACUAAGAACUUUGAGAAAACGGCCACAAAACCUGGGAAAAAAGGUGUGAAGCAGUUCAAGAAUAAGCAGCAAGGGGAUAAAAUACCAAAGAACAAAUUCCAGCAGGCAGAUAAAUUCAACAGGAAGAGAAAAUUCCAGCCAGACAGUAAAAAUGAUGACACAGCAGUCAAGAAACCCAAAUGGGAUGAGUUCAAAAAAAAGAAAAAAGAACUGAAGCAGAGCAGGCAACUCAGUGAUAAAACCAACUACGACAUUGUUGUUCGGGCAAAGCAGAUCUGGGAGAUCUUAAGAAGAAAAGAUUGUGACAAAGAAAAAAGAGUGAAGUUGAUGAAUGAUUUGCAGAAGUUGAUUCAAGGGAAAAUUAAAACUAUUGCGUUUGCACAUGAUUCAACUCGUGUGAUCCAGUGUUACAUUCAGUAUGGCAACGAAGAGCAGAGGAAACAGGCUUUUGAAGAACUGCGAGGUGAUUUGGUUGAAUUAAGUAAAGCUAAAUAUUCCAGAAAUAUUGUUAAGAAGUUUCUCAUGUAUGGGAGUAAAGCACAGAUUGCAGAGAUAAUGAGAAGCUUUAAAGGUCACGUGAGGAAGAUGCUGCGGCAUGCGGAAGCGUCCGCCAUCGUGGAGUACGCCUACAAUGAUAAAGCCAUCCUGGAGCAGAGGAACAUGCUGACAGAAGAGCUCUAUGGGAACACAUUUCAGCUUUACAAGUCAGCAGAUCACCCAACUCUGGACAAAGUAUUAGAGGUACAACCAGAAAAACUAGAGCUUAUCAUGGAUGAAAUGAAACAGAUUCUAACUCCAAUGGCCCAGAAAGAAGCUGUGAUUAAGCACUCACUGGUACAUAAAGUAUUCUUGGACUUUUUUACCUAUGCACCCCCAAAGCUGAGAUCAGAAGUGAUUGAAGCCAUCCGAGAAGCAGUGGUAUACCUGGCGCACACACACGAUGGUGCCAGGGUGGCCAUGCACUGCCUGUGGCACGGCACGCCCAAGGACAGGAAAGUGAUUGUGAAAACAAUGAAGACUUAUGUUGAAAAGGUGGCUAAUGGCCAAUACUCCCACUUGGUUUUAUUGGCGGCCUUUGACUGUAUUGAUGAUACUAAGCUUGUGAAGCAGAUAAUCAUAUCAGAAAUUAUUAAUUCCUUGCCUAACAUAGUAAAUGACAAAUAUGGAAGGAAGGUCCUGUUGUAUUUACUAAGCCCCAGAGAUCCUGCACACACGGUAAGAGAGAUCAUUGAAGUUCUGCAGAAAGGAGACGGUAACGCACACAGUAAGAAAGAUACAGAGAUCCGCCAACGAGAACUCUUAGAAUCCAUUUCUCCAGCUUUGCUAAGCUACCUGCAAGGACACGCCCAAGAGGUGGUGCUGGAUAAGUCUGCGUGUGUGCUUGUGGCUGACAUCCUGGGAGCUGCCAUUGGAGAUGUGCAGCCCGCCAUGAAUGCCGUCGCCAGUUUGGCAGCGGCAGAGCUGCAUCCUGGUGGCAAGGAUGGAGAGCUUCACGUUGCAGAACAUCCUGCAGGACAUCUAGUUCUGAAGUGGUUAAUAGAGCAAGAUAGAAAGAUGAAAGAAAGUGGACGAGAAGGUUGUUUUGCAAAAACACUCGUAGAGCUUGUUGGUAUGAAGAACCUGAAGUCCUGGGCUAGUGUCAAUCGAGGAGCCAUUAUUCUUUCCAGCCUUCUCCAGAGCUCUGAUCAAGAUGUUGCAAAUAAAGUCAAAGCUGGAUUGAAAAGCCUUAUUCCCACAUUGGAAAAAAGCAAAAACACCAGCAAAGGAAUAGAAAUGCUACUUGAAAAACUGACUGCCUAGAGUUUGCAAACAGACACUGAUUGCUGUGGGCAUGUUUGUACCCAAAACAGUGACUUGGAAGAUAGUGCCGAUGUUUCCACUUGCAUCCCUGUGAAGGAGUGGUGUUUGGAAUCUUUCAUCAAAAUGAUUUCUAAUGUUUAAACAUGGCCUCAUGCCCAUUGCUGAAUGUAAGUGGACGAAGAGAGCUCCAAAAACAUGGUAAUGAGAAAUUUUGGUCCAUACUGUCUUGUUUUUAGGGGAAUUAAUUCUAUCUUGGGGAAAAUGAUUAGUUCUUCGUUGUGCCGAUAUGUGAUAGCACUUAAGUGGAAGGUGAUAGAAAUCUGGUAAGGUUAUGAGAAUCAUCUGACUGUGCUCUUGAUGACUAUAAUUAAGCAUAAUGAAUAAUUUAGGUAUUUUAAAUGACUUCCAGAUGCUUGAAAACAGACUUUGCUUUUAGAUAGAAAUCCUCUUGCAUUUAAAACUCAUGUUCUUAUUGAUAAACCUGCCAGUGAACACAUUGACUUGCUGCUGUUACAUUCCACAGUAGACAGUGAUAGAAAGAAUGAACAUGAUUUUUAAAGACCUGUGUAACAGCAAGGAAGUGCUUUUGAGGAAAUGGACAAGUCUUGGGUGUUAUUUUUCUUGCCCAAUCAACUAUUCUGCCCCAUCUGUAUUGCUUAAUACUUAAAUCUAGCUCUAAACAUAGAUGUGUUGAAACCCGUUGCAUCUGCGUGUAAUGUAACCUGGUGGACGUGUGUUUUGGUCUGGCUGGCACCUCUUUGGGGGCUCCCCUCGUCUCACGUUUCAGUCGUCCCGUUUGUGUAGGGUGAGCCCAUCAUGACCUGCCUUCAUCAGAUGCACGUGACCCAGGGCUCCCAAAUCACAGCACCAUUCACUUGGCCACGGUGUUUAGUUAAUGGGUAAAGUGCGCCUUUUAACAAAUAGCAUCAAAUCAGAAUCUGGCAUGGGACCAAAACAAGAGCAUUUAGAGCUCUGGGGCUUCACUGGAUCGCUGUGAGGUUUAACUCAACUUCAAUUGAGUUUACAUGUGAAAAGGACCUAGAACUGGGCCUGAAUACACAGGUUGGGGCUCAGUCCCAGGGCCAGGCUUUCUAAUGGCCAGGUAGAAUCAUGGGAGAUUUGGAGAUUGCUGGAAAGCUUUGUUGUCACAAAGCCGUGACUUGGAAGUCAGAGUUCCCAUUGUUGAGUUUUUUUGACAUCAAACAUUUCAGCAACCCUUGCCCCAAAAUGCAGUAUUACACUUGCACUUUUGAGUUUGUAUUGGCUAAGAAAUCACAUAGGAAGGUCCAUGAAUUCAUUACCACUUUUAAAUACAUAAUUUACAAUCAAUUUAAAGCAGCUGUGUACCUUUGAAAAGCCUUCACUCCAUUUGUAGCUAGGGCUUGGGGCAAGGUAGGGUCUGCAGGCCCCCUGCAGUCUCUUCUGCCCACAGGUUAGGAAGCAAGGGUGAAAGCACUUGAGCCCAAAUUGGCUGUUUUUUAAAUGCAAAUAACCCUGAUAGGAACAGCACCUUUAGCUGUAGCCCGUGGUUAACACCUUCCUUUAAAGUCUAUCAACUUUUCGGGUAGAAUGCUGAGAGCUAGGCAGCUUGGAGAGGGAGUUGUUUCCUUGGGAAGGAGCAAGGGGUAAUUUGAGGUCAUUCACCUGGGCCAAAAAGCCUAGGAACAGCAGAGAAGUCCAGGGUUUCAACUUGCUUAGUGGUCUUGUCAUGCAGAGAUGGGUGUGAGUCAGCACCGGGAGACACUGGGCCAACUCCAGGUGAUUGCUUUGUAGAGGAAGUUGCCUUGGAUUUGUUUGAGAAGCUUGGACCCAGCGUGGGUUCUGCCCCUUACUAGGCAGGUGAUUUUGGUCCUCAGUUUUCUCAUCUACAAAACAAGCCACCUGCUUCACGUUCCCUCAAUUAGUAGACUUCUUUAAACAAGAACAUUCACUACAAAUGGGAGGGUUUUUUUUUUUUUUUUUUUUUGCGGUACGUGGGCCUCUCACUGCUGUGGCCUCUCUCGUUGCGGAGCACAGGCUCCGGACGCGCAGGCUCAGCGGCCAUGGCUCACGGGCCUAGCCACUCCGCACCAUGUGGGAUCUUCCCGGACUGGGGCACAAACCCGUGUCCCCUGCAUCGGCAGGCGGACUCUCAACCACUGCGCCACCAGGGAAGCCCCUGGGAGGGGUUUUUGAGAGCAGUACCGCAGUGAAAAGCACUUGGAGUUUGUUUUCAGAAGAUCUGGCUUUGAAGCGCGGCCCUGAGUCUGACCAGAAAUGUGAGUCACAAUCUUUAGAAACUUCUGUUUUCUUAUUUAUAAAAAUAGAGAUAGUACCUGAAAAUUUCAGAGGGUUGAGGUCAGAAUCAAAUGAGAUUGUGUAUGUGAAGAUGCCUUGUAAAACUUUGUAGGUGUUCAUGAUUCCCGAGAUAGGUUGGAUAUUCCUUGCCUUGUUUGGUUCCCAAGUCACAGGGUUGCAGUGUGCCAGGGACUCGGCCAGAGGUGCAGGGUGGAAGAAGGGGAGAAAGGACCUUCUCCAGGGGAAGAACCUUCGGUGACUUAAGUUAAUACAAGGAGUACACAGCCCUCCUCCACCAGGAUUGUGGGGGGACAGGCAUGUCCUGACUCACCUUAGAAGCAGGUAAUACGUGGUACUUUGAUUCUGCAGUACAACAAAUCAUGCAUUUGGGAUAAGGUGAGAGCUCAGCAAAUGGCGUUUGAGGCCUGGCCUGGCCUGGGAAUCGAAGGAUUAGUAUGGUAGAAUGAAAGGAGCUUGGGAUAGAUGUGAGUUCUAACCCGCAACCCACCAGUAGAUCAGGUGGUUUCUAGAUGGGAUGCUCCAAGUCCCAGCUUGCCCUGAGAUGCCUUGGGGAGCAGCACUGUGGUAGGAGGUGGGGGCAGAGCCGAUGGGGCUCUUGACCAGCCACCUAGGCUCCAGUGAGAGCAGCCCCGCUAAUAUCUGUUUAACACGUUCAGAUUUGGAGUUAGGUUUCUUUUUGUAACAGGGUUCUGCUGUUAAAAACAAACAAAAAGCUAGAAAACCACUGAGAUUGCAAUCUCCUGCACGGUGUCCUCAGUGCUGCAUGCAGUCAGCAAGCUGGGCCAGAAGGGAGGCAUUAGACUGCGAGCAGAUUUCCUGUGAAGCCACGAGGCUUAAGCAUCUGGGCCGCUUGCUUGCUUGGCAUUCCAAAGCCUGCUACAUCAUUUUGUAUUCAUACUUUAAUUUUUUCUUAAGGGGAGAUCCUAAAUUGUACAGGCUUUAGGCCCCACGAAUCCUGGAUCCCUUGCGUUAGACGCAAGCUUCUUUUUUUUUUAGAAAUUUAUUUUUAAUUUAUUUAUUACUUUUGGCUGUGUUGGGUCUUUGUUGCUGCGCUGUGGGCUUUCUCUAGUUGCGGCAAGCAGGGGCUACUCUUCGUUGUGGUUCCCAGGCUUCUUAUUGCGGUGGCUUCUCUUGCGGAGCACGGGCUCUAGGCACGUGGGAUUCAGUAGCUGUGGCGCACGGGCUUAGUUGCUUGUUCCACAGCAUGUGGGAUCUUCCCGGACCCGGGCUCGAACCCAUGUCCCCUGCAUUGGCAGGCGGAUUCUUAACCACUGUGCCACCGGGGAAGCCCAAGACGCAAGCUUCUUAAUGUACAGACAUCACUACACACCCGUCCUGGUGAACUGAACGUGCACCCUUAGAAAGAACAAACCAGCCAUUUGGAAUGGGGUGGGUGUUGCUUUGCAAGCUCAACUUUAUUAAGUGAUGGCAAAUCCAGUGCUGUAUUAUUCCUGCUAAAUAAGAAUGGAUAUAUAAUAUUGGUUAUUGCUCAUCUUCUUUCUUCUCCUCCACCAGCAUUAUUAUCAGAGUAGCAUAGCUUUGAGGCUAAGAACGCAUACUGUGUAACGAUUCCCCAUAGAAUACUGUCAUGUGAUGUAUUGAACACAGUGCCUGGACAUGAAAAGCGCUCAUAAGUUUUCGUUUUCCUUAUUAUCAUCAUUGGGUGAUUAGUCGAGAUAGAAACAACUAGUUUCCUAUCUCAGUACCUCAGAAACAGAACGCCAGUUUUUGGUUGGGUGGACUGCCCAACUCAAAAACAUUUCCGCCUUGUUCACAGAAAAGUUUUUUUGCCAAUGAGAUGUAAGAAUAAAUGUAUUCAUGCAGGAAGUCACGUUAAAGGAGAGAGAGUGCCCUCCUCUGGUCUUUUCUUUCUCUCACUCCUUUGAACUUAGAUGUGAUGGCUGGAACUUCAGCAUCUGUAUUGGAGCAUGUGGACAAGGUUUUUACCUUAUAGGCGUGUGAGCAGAAGGGAGCCUGUGUCCCUGCCAGCUUCAUGGAGUUGCUAUAUUAACCUUGGACUAUCAGCUCUCAAAUGCUUUUAUAAAGGCAGGGUUCUCAAAUCACUUGGAUGGCUUGUUAAAACAGAUUUCUAGGCCCUACCCCAAAAGUCUCUGAUUCAGUAGAUAAUGGUUUGGAGCCAAAGAGUCUGCAUUUUUAAUAAGUUCCCAGGUGAUACGGAUUGUGCUGGUCCCAGAACCAUGUUUUGAAAGCCAAGGUUUUACGCAUUUAGGGAAAUAAACUUUUCUUGUUUAAGGGGUUAAACAAGAUUUGGGGCUAUUUUGUUAUUAAAGUUGCGUCUUACACAUUAUUUAACUUUAGUAAGUAACUCUUCUUGCUCUGCUGAGUGUUGAGGAGCAGCAACACGACUAAAAUGCCCCUCAGAGCGAAGCAGAGAGAUGGGAUGAACUGCACAAGGAGUUUUGGGCCUCUGCAUCGUUCAUCUGUCAGAUCGGUACUGAGCACCUGGUAUGUGCUAGGCAUGUACAGAAAUAACUGAGACGUGGUCAUGAUUAACAGUAGUUAACCUCCAGGAUUUAACAGCUGAUACUCAUGUGGAAGUCCCGUUGAAUCAGACUCAUUAUAACCAGUGUCUGCAAGAGAGUGAUGAAAUGAGCAAAUGACUUCUCAUCAUUUGAUUAGUCUGGAAACGGGGAGGGGCACAGGGCUGGAGGGAGGGGUCCUUAGAGGCCAUCAGAGGCAGUGGUAAUCCACCUUACCUGCACGUCGGAAUCACCUAGGGAGCUUUAAAAUACUGAUGCCUGGGCCCCGUUUCCAGGGAUUCUGAUUUGACUGGUCUGGGGUGGAGCCAGGGUACUGAAUUGUUGAAAGUUCCUGUGGUGAUUUUAAUAGGUUGAAUAAGGCUGAGCUAGACCAACUCAGAGAGAUGAGGUGCCGGCCCCAAGGUGGCAUAGAGGGUCAGAGGCAGGCCCCCUGCUAUCCAGGAGUGCUCGUCAGAUGUGUGGCUGGCCCUAGAAACCUGCUCGAGGCCAGGUACACGGCCAGGUUAAUUCCCCUUCGCCUUUAAUUGUCCGUGACAUAGGAUGUGUGGUGCUGUAAGCGUGCAUCUGCUCCCAGCUCGGUGACAGAGAGCUCGCUGCAACUCAUCAGUUUUGCUAACAAGAUUUUCCUUGGUGACAGCAGAACAGAUCAUUUUAAUUAGCAUUAGAUAAUGAAUUUAAGAGCAUUGAAGUAGUUCCAAAAUCUCCCUUAACUUCCCUAAAUAACAUCAUCCAGGAAGUACUCUAGUGGGAUUUAUUGUUGAGAAAUAUCUGUGGUAAGGACACAGCAGAUGAGUCUCAUUGCAUGGGAUUAUUUUCCCUGGUUUUACUUUGAACAUACAGACAGAACCACCGGCUGUCAGAGCUGCAGGGACUGAAAUGUCUUCUGAUGUCCUCAUCCCUUAUCGGGUUUGCACAUCUCCUUGUCCAGUUGUCCCCAUGAGUUGGCUGUGACCCUGAACUUAGACCUGCUAGUAACAGGGAGUUCAUCCCCAAUCUCCUGAGAAGCACCUUCCACUCAGAAAGUCCUUCCUUACACUCAGCUGAGAAGGACCCCUAUAACUUCCCCCCUUGAUCAAUUCUGCUUUCUGGGAAUUCACUCCCUGCCCUUUACCACCGGGGGAGCAGGACAACAUCUCUGGGGGCAUCUUAAGGGAUUUGAAUAGAUGUUGUGUUGGGGAUGAAUACUGCUGCCGUUGGCCUCUGACUGAAGGGGCUGGGAAAAAAUGCAUUGUCCUUUCUGCCCUGAAAGAGCUUGCAAGUGGAUUUGCCCUCUCUCUAAAUUUCUGUGAAAUUGGCAGUGGAUAUUUUUGAUUCACAUCUGUCUCAAAGAAAAAAGGAAAAGAAAAAUCUCGGCAAACUUUUAAGCCGUUAGGCAUGGGAGUGCCCAUCUUGUUAUUACGGUGCUAGUGUCUCCUGGGUCAUAUUCUGAUUGAUUUAGAAAGAGGGUGUCUGUUUUCCUUUCCGAAUUGGCCUGACCCCACUGUGGAGAAGCUGUUGCAUCCCUAGACCUUAGCUGCUCUCUGGUAACCUGAAUCAGUAAUGUGAAAUUGCAUGAGCCAAAGACUCUCAAAUUCCAGUUUUCUUGACUCUUUUUUUUUUGUUUUUUAAUUUAUUUUUGGCUGCACUGGGUCUUCACACGGGCUUUCUCUAGUUGUGGCCAGCAGGGGCUACUCUUCGUUGCGGUGCGUGGGCUUCUCGUUGCGGAGGCUUCUCUUGUUGCGGAGCACGGACUCUCGGCGCACGGGCUUCAGUAGUUGUGGCACGCGGGCUCAGCAGUUGUGGCGCCCAGGCUCUAGAGCACAGGCUCAGUAGUUGUGGCGCAUGGACUUAGUUGUUCCGCAGCAUGUGGGAUCUUCCCGGACCAGGGCUUGAACCAGUGUCCCCUGCAUUGGCAGACAGAUUCUUAACCACUGCGCUACCAGGGAAGCCCCCUUGCCUCUUUUAAACAUAAAUUUCGUAAAGUAAGAUAAUACAAGACUAUUGCCUAUUGGCUUUUCUAUGGGCCAAGAUAAAAGUAUUAAUUUUGUUAAGUCUGUAGUUUAAAAAAGUAGACUUUUGGAGGUAUUAGAGAAUUAUUGUUAGAUGUACUGUACAAUCACAUCCCAUGUUUAAGUUACGCUUGCUCUGACACCAACUGGAAUACUGCUGUGUGCUUUUGAUGCUAAUCACCCAGAGUUAGUGUCAUAUCCAUAGACUUAAGGGCAUGGUCCCCAACAAGACUGCCCUGUCUUCAGAUGCCAGCCACACUUUAGGAGUCCCCAGGCCACCCACACUCCUGACCACUGGCUACAAAUUCAGAAGUUCACACAACCCCUCAGGUUCAAUAAUUCACUAGAAGACUUACAAAACUCAGGAAAGCACCAUGCUGUGACUAUAGUUUUAUUGUAAAGGAUACAAAUCAGGACUAGCCAAAUGAGGAGAUGCAUAGGGCAAGGUGUGGGAGGGUCUCAAAUGCAGAGCGUCCGUGCUCUCUCCUGGUGGAAUACAUCACUCUCUCAGUACCUCAGUGUGUUCCCUAAUCAGGAAGUUACACUUAGCUGAUCUCUAGAGUUUUUAGUGGGCAUGAUAGAUGGAAUCAUUAGUUAUGGGAUUGGACUUAAUCUCCAGCCCCCCUCCCCUCCCUGGAGGUUGGGCUGGCUCCAAGUCCCCAAACUCCAAUCAUGUAGUCUUUCUGGUGACCAGCCCCCAUCCUGACUUACCUCAUCUCGUAGCAUAAACUCAGGUGUGAUCCAAGAGGCUCAUGAAUAAAUACAUGCUCCUAUUACUUGGGAAAUUCUAAGGCUUAAGAGUCUUUCUCCCAGGAAGCAGGGACAAAGGAUGUGCUUGCAGAGGAGUGGGAGGCAAGAGUGAUUGUCACACCCAAUCGGUAUGUGCCCCAAAGUGAAUGUGAAUGGGAGACUUGAAUCAGUGGUGGUUUUAUUUGGUCGCUGCACACUUCUUAAAGGUUUUGUCAUGCCAGUGUUUAAAAGAUUGUGCUCUCUAUUAUGUUGUACAUUAUUAAAUACAUUGUAUGUUUAUACAUAUACAGGCACAAACCCAUGAUCUGUAUUAACCGUUCUUUAUAGGUAAUUUUCAAGGUGAUUUUGGCUGCAUGUGAUUUUUGCCUUACCGACUAUAGAGUCUAGCCUCCAUGAGCUCCCUGAUUUGAGGCAACCCAUUCAGGUUGUUGGGCAGCCUUCAGGGUCAGGGAGUUUCUUAUGUUGAACCAAGUCUGUCCCCUGGUCCUGUGACUCUACCCUCUAGAGUCACACAGAGGACAGCCUCUGUUAGAAGAGGACUUUCAAUACUUGAAAACAGAGAUCCCAUAUGCUCCUAAAUCUUCUUUUCUCCAAAGCAAACAUUCUUUGAUUUCUUCAGCCAUUUUUAGUACAUUCUUCUACAUACAUGGUUUUAGGACUUUCUCAUGAAUAUUUAAUGGCCCUUGUAAACUGCAGUGCCAAGAACUGAAUACAACACUCCGAGUAGUUAAGUAAUUAUAGAACAGCUCUUACAUUUCCUGAUUUGGCACUCUAUGCCCAUUGAUUCAAUCAUCCCGAGAUUACACUUUUUUAGCUGAAUUGUAAUUUCUCAGUCUUUUUCACAGAUCAAGUAAAUGCACUUUGGACACACGUUCCUUAGAUGCCCGACAUCCAUCUCCCUCUCUCCUGGUAACGUCGUCAUGAUUUGGCUGGUUACUUCCGCAUUCUCAGUCUAUACCCAGAGAUAGGAACACAGCCCGGGACUGAACAAUCAAAACACUGUUCCCUUCAUCAUAGUGUGUAGAUCGUUCGUUUAAAUUAUUGAGGAAGAGGGCCUCUCUUUCCACUGGCAUUUCAAUACCAAUAUGAUAAAAGCCUUGAGUUACUACUGAAUGAAGCCAACAUGGAGGAAAGCAGAAUAGAAGGAGAGCAAUAGAGGGAGAGAGACUGAGUCUUUGUGACACCAUUUGUGCCAGCGUCCAACUCUGCCUAAGGCUCUGACCUGGACUUUCCAGUUACUUGAAAUUGCUGUUCUUUUGUUUGUUUGCUUAAACCGAUUUUAGCUUCAGUCAAAUGAGGCCUAACCAAUAUACUGUUUUCUAUUUAGUGGUGUGGUAGUAAAUGUUGAACAACCAGUUCUUGUUGGGAAGGGAAAGGAAAGGCCCUGAUUUACAGUGCUUGCUAAUUUCUAGAGUCUAAAUACCCCGCUGUGACCAAUUACAAGCUAACAUGUUAACCUGUUCACAAAUUUUCUAAGAAUUUAAUGAUCUAUGCUCAUAAGCCAGCUUCAGCACACUACGGCUUCUAUAUCUUUACUCAAGAUAUUAAUAAAAAUUUUGAUCAAAACCAAGCCAAGGAUCAAGCUCAGAAGCCAACUAGAGAACUCUCUUCUGUUGUCCAAGUUGUUGUGGAUACGUCAGUCAACGUUCUUUGGGCAAGCCCAACAAGCUACAGAUUUAACUCUUUUUACUAAAAUCCAGCCCAUGUUUCUAAAUACUUUGUCCACUAUUACGAGAAAAUGUCAGGAAUUCUGCUAAUGGCAAGUCAUCUACAUUCUUGCAUCCCUCUGUGCUGUCAGUCCAGUCCUUGUAGGAAGUGGAGUCACCUUGUCAUGGCUUCCUUCAGUGACCCAUGCUGCCUCCUGAAGACCACUGUUUUCCAUUCUAAAUGGCAAGCCACCUGCUAAGCACUCUGGGGGAGGACUUUUAUUGCUUGCCAAUUGUUUCUGGAAUCUCUCCUUCUCCCCCCUUGGAAAACUUGAACAUGGUCUGUGUCCAGUCUUUCUUCACUUUCACAGAUUAUUUCAGGUAUGUGCCAUGGGAGAAGUCAGAAAUGAGUAGAGUUGGAAUUUUGUCUAACCUUUAUCAUUUUUAUUUUUGUAAUUUUGCCAAAAUCUAUUUUCCCUCCAACAGAUCUGCAAUUUCUUAUGGGUCUAGAGGCCUGCCUUAUGGAAAGAAACUAGAGUUCUAAUCAGUUCUUCAGUCCUGACAUUUGUGUCUCUCUUAAUAAUGUUUGCUGUAGCCUUUUUGAUAAGAAGCACACUUCCACUGGUAGAAUUUUAGUUCCCUCUCCUUUUGCUUCACCCACAUGUUCUUCAUUGUGUCUAUUUCGGAUCUAUGGAUUUCCAACUAAGUCUACACCCUCUUAACAUUUCAUAUGAUUCUUCUUACUCCUCUGUAGAUAUUUCUUUUCAAUGAUUCAACUUUCCACAGGGUCAUACUUUGUGAGAUCCUCAACCCACCAAGUUUCCUUGACACUUGUAAGACUGUAGUUCCCUCAGAUUAAAAUUCCGUGUUUGCCGUGGUCAUUCCUUUUGUACAUCAUUAUAAAGACAUCUGAGGUCAUCAGUGCUAUAGGUGAACCCACUUUGUGGUUUCGUAGUGGGAAUUAUUGCCAUUUUAUCUAGUUAGUUUUCUCUGUUGCUUUCAUCUUUCAGUGUAAGGAACUCUUUUUCAGGUUAGCGAUCAUGAGUUAGCAAAUGCAUUCUUCCUGAUCCCAUGAUGCAGUGAUACACCACAUCCCUGGCCUGGGACUCAGUAUUCUCCUGGCUUUACCAUAGCCUUCCUAACCAAAAUCCUGUUCCUGGACAUCAUCUUCACAGCCAGCUCUUCACUUCCCAAAUCUUCGAUACUCCAACUGUCCUUGGGGAAAAGAACAUGAAAGUAAGACCUAUGCAACCAAGUCCCUCAGUUGCCAAACUAGGACCAGCAGGGCAUAAUGGCUAUGGCAUUCAAAAGGGAGUCAUGUUCUUGGGGUCUAGUCUCACCUUGGCUACUCACUGACUCAGUGACCUUGGACAAGCCCCUUUAAGCCUCUGGGAUUUGGUUUUUUGUUGUUGUUUUUUCCUCUCAUUUGAUAGGUGGAAAUAGUUGUCUCCCUGCCUAUAGCUCAGGGUUACGUUCAGAAUGAAGUAAGAUGGUAUGUGUGAAAGUGUUUGUGAACUGAGCAUUACACACAAGUGGGCUUCUGUUAGUAACAUUACCAAGGCUUCUUGUGAAAUAUAGGAUGUGAAAUUGUUGAGGGUGAGGAUUAUAAUCAGGUUUUCUGUCUCCAGGGCAGUUCUCAUUCUCCCACAGGAAUUUUUGAGCAGGAAGUAAGAAAAGUGAAAAAAAACAGGAGUGGCUUUAUUUGGGUGGUGGAGAAAAUGUAAUUUGAAACUUACGAAAAGUUGCAAGAACCAACAUAUACCCUUCACCCUGAUUCACCAAUUGUUUAUAUUUGCCCCAUGUUCUCUUUUUUUCUCUAAACAUAUUUUUGUGCAUGUGUAUUUUGGAAUGAUUUGAGAGUAAAUUGGAGAUACGACCCUUUAUCCCUAAGUACUUCUUUAUCUCUUUCCUUAGACAAGGACAUUUUCUCACAAAAUCAUAGUACAGUUCCCAAAAUCAAGAAAUAUAACAGUCAUGUAAUACUACUUUCUAAUCCACAGUCUAUAUUACAAUCUUGUCAAUUAUCCCAGUAAGUUCCUUUAUGGCUUCUUUUUUUUAGUCCAUGGUCUAUUCCAGAAUCACAUAUGGCGUUUAGUUGUUAUGCCUCUUUAAUCUCCUUUAAUCUGCAGUAGUUCUUCAGCAUUCCUUUGCCAUGAUUGACUAACAUUUUUGAAGAGCACAGAAGAGUCAUGUCCCUCAGCUUGGGUUUGCCUGAUUUAACCCAGAGUUUGCUGUAUCUAGGCAGGAGUAGCACAGAAAUGAUGUUGUGCCCCAGGUACAUCAGGAGGCAUCUUCAGUUUGUCCUAUUUUUGCUGAUGUUAACUUUGACCUUUUGGUUAAAGAGGGUCUGCCUUCUUAACUUGAAAGCUACUUCUUCUUUUUAAAUUAAUAAGGAAUUUGGAGGAAUGUAUGCUGAGACUAUGUAAAUACUGUGUUUCUCCUCAAACCUUUGCCCAUGAGUUCUGCCAUCCUUUGAUGAUUUUCUACCCCUACCAUUUAAGUAUAGCCGGAUAAUAUUUGAAAUAUUCCCUGAUGUAUUUUUCCUUCUCAAUAAUUCUUCUUUGUUCUGUGUUCUUUCCAUUGUUGGGACUAAGGCUCACUGCCCCAGGGAAGGGUGGAUGCUGGGGACCUUUAAGAACAGAGUAAAAUUCUUGACUUGUUCCAAAAUGAGCUCUUGAAAGCCACAGCUGUCAAUUUUAAGAGAUGCAUUUUUACAGGAAGAGAGGUGUUCCUUCUUCCUCCUUCCCUGCUUUCAUUCUCACUUCUUUUAAUUUUAAAAGGUUGGCUUUGAUGAUUAGUAUAGCAAAGCCUAACCCCACUGGAUAAUUAAUUCAGGAAAGAAACUUCAAUGGAUGCUAUAACCUGUUGGAGAAUAGGCUAUUUGCUUGACGUCAAAAGGAUUACAUCUCAGAUUGCUUACAAAUUUCACGGAGAAGAUGGUACCUUUGAAGGAGAGAUCUUGCAGUUGUCACUUUAUCCAAGUAAUAAAACUAGUAGCAAGACCACGUGACAUUAAGUGCCUCCUGCUAUGCUGCUUUCUCACUGCAUUUAGCAUGAACAUCACCUAUGAAAUGAUUUUGCCAGAAUGGCUCAAUCUGAAUCAUCUAGUCUCUAGACUGAAUUUCCAGUUUAUCAUAAAUACAUGGGAGAGAGGAGCAGGUUAAAUGAUACCACACACACACACACACACACACACACACACACACACACACACACACACACACACACACAAAUGGUCAUGAAGAACCUAGGGGCAAGACGGGAAUAAAGACGCAGACCUACUAGAGAAUGGACUUGAGGACACGGGGAGGGGGAAGGGGAAGCUGGGAGAAAGUGAGAGAGUGGCAUGGACUUAUAUACACUACCAAACGUAAAACAGAUAGCUAGUGGGAAGCAGCCGCAUAGCACGGGGAGAUCAGCUCUGUGCUUUGUGACCACCUAGAGGGGUGGGAUAGGGAGGGUGGGAGGGAGCCGCAAGAGGGAGGAGAUAUGGGGAUGUAUGUAUAUGUAUAACUGAUUCACUUUGUCAUACAGCAGAAACUAACACACUAUUGUAAAGCAAUUAUACUCCAAUAAAAAUGUUUAAAAAAAUCAAAUCAAUUGUUAAUAAAUAAAUGAUAUCACAAGUAAGCUAUCAGAUGAAUUCAGAAUGUGAGAUUUUUUUCCCCAAUAGGAAAAAAUAGAGGGGGUUGUGCUAGACAAGAUGAUACUAAAGAGACAAAACAACCAAAUGUAAUGGUUAACCUUUAUAAGAUUCUGUUUUGGGUUUGUUUUUUAAGCCAUAAAACAGGUUAUUGGCAUACCUGGAGAAAUUUUAAUAUGGACUGGAUAUGAAUUGCUGGAGUUGUGAUUUAUGAAAUCAUUGUCAAAUUUCUUAUUUGUGAUAAUGUUAUAGUAAUUAUACAGGAGAAUUUAUUUAGAGUACACAUGCCAAGAUAUUUAGAGGUGGUGUGUCAUUACUGUGGGGAGACAGUUCUUUAUCAGUUUCUGCACCAUCUUGUGAGCAAAGACACUAACAGCUUUUGUGCCAGUCUUUUUUUUUAAAUAAAUUUUUUUAUUUUAGACUGCAUUGGGUCUUCAUUGCUGCACGUGGGCUUUCUCUAGUUGAGGCGAGCAAGGGCUACUCUUCAUUGCGGUAUGUGGACUUCUCAUUCCGGUGGCUUCUCUUGUUGCGGAGCACGGGCUCUAGGUGCGUGGGCUUCAGUAGUUGUGGUGCAUGGGUUCUAGAGCGCAGGCUCGGUAGUUGUGGCCCACGGACUUAGUUGCUCUGCGGCAUGUGGGAUCUUCCCGGACCAGGGCUCGAACCCGUGUCCCCUGCAUUGACAGGUGGAUUCUUAACCACUGCGCCAUCAUGGAAGUCUCACCAAACAGUCUUUUCAAUGACAUUUGACUAGCAGAAAGCUUUGGAAGAUAGAGUGUCUCUCUCUAAGUCAAAGGGAAAGGGUUUUUUUUAGAGUGUAGCAUAAUAAAAACAGAGUCCCCCUCUCGGGUAAAAGUCAAGCAGGUUUUCUUGCAGCCCAUUAUAAAAGAUUUGAGCUUCCUGAGCUUGGAGUUCCUUAAUUGUGGCACAAACCCACUGUGUGUACAGCACCCCUCCUCCCAGGCUUCUCUGUGUUACCCCCCUGGGAACUGAGGGCAAGAGAAGCCAACGUGAACAAGAAGUUCAUGCCACUUGCUGUGCUGAGAGUAGUAAAGUCCUUUGUCUCUGACACAGAAGUCCUGUGUCUUCUACCAGCAUCUAUAAAACUAUGGUUGUUAGCUUGCAGCCUGGGAGAAAGUCCUUCAUAUCUGAUGAAGGACUUGUAUCUAAAAUAUACAAAGAACUAAUUCUUAAAGCUCAAUAAUGAUAAUAAAAAAACCCCAACCCAAUUCAAAAGUGAACAAAAGAUCUGAACAGAUCCUUCACCAAAGAAGAUAUACAGAUGGCAAAUAUGCAUAUGAAAAGAUGUUCCACAUCAUAUGUCAUUAGGGAAAUGCAAAUUACAGCAACAAUAAGAUACUACUACACACCUAUUGGAAUGGCCAAAAUCCAAAACAUUGACAACACCCAAUACUGGUGAGGCUAUAAAGAAAUAGAAACUCUCAUUGCUGGUGAGAAUGCAGAAUGGUACAGCACUUUGGAAGACAGUUUGUCAGUUUCUUAGAAAGUUAAACAGUAUUACCAUGCCAUCCAACAGUCACACUCCUAUUUACUCAAACUAGUUGAAAACUUACGUGUGCACAAAACCUACACACAGAUGUUUAUAGAAGCUUUACUAAGAAUUGUCAAAAACUGGAAGCAACCAGGAAGUCCUUAAAUAGGUGAAUGAAUGUGCUACAUCUAUACAAUGGGAUAUUAUUCAUCAACAACAACAAAAUGAGCUACCAAACCAUGAAGAGACAUAGAGGACUUUUAAAUUCAUAGUUAAGUGAAAGAAGCCAGUCUGAAAAGGCUGUGCACUGUGUGAUUCCAACUAUAUAACAUUUUGAAAAGACAAGACUAUAGACGACAGUAGAAAGAUCCAUGUUUGCUAGGAGUUUGGUGGGGAUGGAGCGUGGGAGAGAGAGAGAAAUAAAUGGAGCUCAGGGAAUUUUAAGGGCAGUUAAUCUGUUCUGUGGAUAAAUGACAUUAUACAUUUGUCAAAUCCCAUAGAACAACACAUAAAGUGAACCCUAAUAUGAACUAUGGACUUUAAUUAAUAAUACUAUAUCAAUAUUGGUUCAUCAGUUGUAAGAAAUGUACCACGCUAAUGUAAAAUGUUAAUAAUAGGAGAAACUAUGGGUGAGGGUGGUGGGAGGGUGGCAGGAAGAGUAAAUGAGAACCUUGUGUACUUUCGGCUCUAUCUUUCUGAAAACCUAAAUCUAACUUUUUAAUAAUUUUACUAUUUGAAAACUAUUUUUACGUAAUUAAUGUACACUUUUGUUUAUAAAUGCCUGAUUUAAAAAGAAAAAAGUAUAAAAAAAGUGUGGCGAGAGAGUGCGUGCUAGAGUCAUAUAUAGUAAAACAUUAACUGGCGUUGAAUCUAGGUGGAGGGUGUGCAGAUUUUCAUUUUACUAUUCUUUCUACUUUUCUCUCUGCAUUUCCUAAUGGGAAUGAGUGGACUGAGGCCAGAUCUAGAGGACUGGAAACACUAAGUAUGUGUCAGUGGGGAAAUAGGUGGUGAUACAAGGCCAGGUUUUCUGCCAUGCAGAGGAUGACAGAAACUCAUUCUCAUCUGGGCUUGGAUGGGGGUGGCCCCUGAGAGGAUUUAAUGAGGAGAGUGAGGGUGAACCACUACUGUAGGUUCUUGAGAAGGACAUCAAUAGUCUUCUUACCCGAUUGAGUCGGUACCUGAUUGGGUUGAAGGGAACACAAAACCUCAGAUAACUGAUGACCUCUGUAGACAGAGAAAAUUUGUAUCUUGAUCUCUAAGAGUGUAUUUGAAGGAGACUGCAGAUGUCUUAGAGGAGCCCCAGGUACAGGGGUACUGAUCACAGCAAAAUGGAAACAAUGGCAUGUUUAGGGAAGGAGCACAUGAGAUGGUACUCCAGAUCUGAUCUCCUGAGAUGCUGCAAGGGACAGACAGCAGCCAGAAUGACUGUGGGCUGCCUAGGCUUUGUGGUGGGCAUGAGAAAGGCAUGGAACAACCUACAUCCACCAGAGGCAGGAUCUCCGAGGACAAGGGCACCUGAACGGUGGAUUCCUUAGGUUAAGAGACGGGGAGCAAAGUGGAUCCUCCUUCAGUGGAGGAUGCCUGCAGAGAAACAGCCAUGGGUCAGGUGCCCGCCCUGCCCCCAUCCACCACGUCACGGUGUUAUGUAACCUCCUGUGUGCCCAGGUGCCACUUUUAGGAUGAGAGAAAGGAGGAGAAUAAUCCAAAUUAAUCAGUAUUUUCCCACUUAGACUGGGUUUAAAUCAGAAAUGUAUGAGUUAGCUCAAAUCAGUUAGCCAAUACAGUGAUUAAAGGAAAGCUACAUUUAGCUACACAUUAGCGAGCCUGAAUCUGUGGGGAAAGAUACUACAUUUGUUUAAAAUCCUGGACCAGCUUGUGGAUUCUCACUGGGUCCACCUUUCUGUGGCUCUCUAGUCAGCAAAAUUCUUAAAAUGUAUAAAAUUUUUAAUAAGUAAAAUAAAAAAUUUUGACUGUUCCUUUUGGUCUGUAUGACUGUCAUGGAGUAAUGUUUGUGUCCCCUCAGAAUUCAUAUGUUGAAGCCCAAAGCCCCACUGUGGCCAUAUUUGAAGAAAAGAAGUGAUUAAGGUUAAAUGGGGUGGUAAGGGUGGGGCUCUGAGCUGAUAGGAUUAGUGUCCUUAUAAGAAGAGACUUUAUUUAUUUUUAUUUUUUAUUUUUAUUGGAGUAGUACAGUUGUUUUACAAUGUUGCGUUAGUUUCUGCCGUACAGCAAAGUGAGUCAGUUAUACGUAUACAUAUAUACACUCCAUUUUAGAUCUCCUUCCCAUUUAGGUCACCACAGAGUGUUGAGUAGAGUUCCCUGUGCUAUACAGUAGGUUCUCAUUAAUUACCUGUUUUAUACAUAGUAGUGUAUAUAUGUGAAUCCCAAUCUCCCAGUUCAUCCCACCCCCUCUACUCUCCCUUCCCCCCUUGGUAACCAUAAGUUUGUUCUCUAUAUCUGUGACUCUAUUUCUGCUUUGCAAAUAAGUACAUCUGUACUAUUUUUCUAGAUUCCACAUAUAAGUGAUAUUAUACAAUAUAUUUGUUUUUCUCUUUCUGACUUACUUCACUCUGUAUGACAAUCUCUAGGUCCACCAUGUCUCUGCAAAUGGCACUAUUUCAUUCCUUUUUAUGGCUGAGUAAUAUUCCAUUGUAUGUAUGUACCACACCUUCUUUAUCCAUUCAUCUAUUGAUACGCAUCUAGGUUGCGUCCAUGUCCUGGCUAUUGUAAAUAGUGCUGCAGUGAACAUUGUGGUACAUGUAUGUUUUUGAAUUAUGGCUUUCUCAGGGUAUAUGCCCAGUAGUGGGUCAUAUGGUAGUUCUAUUUUUAGUUUUUUAAGGAACCUCCAUACCGUUCUCCAUAGUGGCUGUAUCAAUUUACAUUCCCACCAACAGUGCAAGAGGGUUGCCUUUUCUCCACACCCUCUCCAGCAUUUAUUGUUUGUAGAUUUUCUGAUGAUGCCAUUCUGACCAGUGAGGUGGUACCUCAUUAUAGUUUUGAUUUGCAUUUCUCUAGUGAUGUUGCGCAUCUUUUAUGUGUUUGCUGGCCAUCUGUAUGUAACAAGAGAAUUUAGAGAGAUGUAUUUUGUUAUAGCAGUUCAAGCAGACAAAUGCAAUAACUAAAAGCAGUCACUGAUGUGAUUCAAAAGGCCUUAAAACAUAUAUAUGUACACACACACACAUAUGUAUAUAUACGUCUCUGUAGAUUUUCUUGCGGGAACAGCAAAAGGAGGAUAAUACGGCACAGUAACAAAACUAAAAUCUUCUCCUGUGAUUGUUCCCUCUUUUCAAAAUCCCACAUCUCCUGGUAGGUCCCCAGAUGUCUCUUCUCCCCUUUCUCAACUGCACUAUUCAAUAUAGUAUCGACUAGCCAGAUGUGACUUUGAACACUUGAAAUGUAGCAUGGCUGAUUGAGAAACUGAUUUUUUUUUUAUUUUAUUUAAUUUUAACUAAUUUAAAUUUAAAGACCAAAGCAGUGUAAAACAUUUUGCCAUUAAACACGAAUGUAUUGUUUUAGUAGGACUAAAUUUCACUUUAAUUUUUGCAUCACUUAAUAUAUUAUGGUUGCAGUGUGUAGACUGAGCACUUUGGGUUUUCUCGUGUUAUACACGAGCGUAUAGUGAUCUAGUCAGCGACAGUGGAUUGUGUCAGUUCAACUGAUUUUUUUUCUGUGUACUGAUACAGUAUAAUUUUUUGAACACUUUAUACAGACCACAUGAGUUAUAGUAAUGCCCAUGUAAAUUGGGAUUGGUAAUUGAGCUGAAAUGCUUAUUAUUUUUGUUAUAAUUAAAUCAGUUUUCUAAUUAAAGUAAUACAUAUAAAGAAAUUUUUUUACUUUAAAAGCAAGUUGUACUACUGAUGCAGGAUUGAAUAGAGACAGAGAAGCUAGGACUAUGGUGUCUUAGUCUGUUUGGGCUGCUAUAUCAAAAAUACCACAGACUGCGUGGCUUAAACAGAAAACUUUCUCACAGUUCUGGAGGCUGGGAAGUCCAAAAUCAAGGUGCCGGCAGAUUUGGUGUCUGGAGAGGACCAACUUCCUGGUUCAUAACAGCUUGUCUUCUGCCAGUGUUCUCAAGUGGCAGAAGGGGCAAAGGAGCUCUCUGGGGCCGCUUUUAUGAGUACUAAUCUCAUUCAUGAGGACCCCACCCUCAUGAUCUAAUCUCCUCCCAAAGGCUCCCCUCUCCAAAUACCAUCACAUUGGGGAUUAGGUUUCAACAUGUGAAUUUUGAGAGGACACAAACAUUCUAUAGCAUAUAUUAGAAGAGUUUUUUUUUUUUAAAGACUGGAAGGAGGUAUGUUGUAGAUUUCACAUAGAAUGGCAGUUGCAAUUUGCUACAGCAGAACAAAACGAAAAAGAUGUUUGUUGUGUAAAAAAAAAUUUUAAGUCAGUAAUAGUGAAAUUUCCUCUCAAGAGUCAAAAAACAAUCUACAGGAUUAGUCACCUGAAAUCAAAAUUAAAUGUUCAAAAAAUUUAAAAAUAAUUUUAAACAGGAUUUGAGCUUGUAAGUUUGAAUUCUUGCAUGUGCAUGUACACACACAUACAACUAUUUU
Molecule: messenger RNA, 21248 nt
Organism: Orcinus orca (killer whale)
Lineage: Eukaryota; Metazoa; Chordata; Mammalia; Artiodactyla; Delphinidae
Gene: PUM3
Product: pumilio RNA binding family member 3
Exons: 20
Coding region: 425-2386 (653 amino acids)
Biological process (GO): regulation of translation
Cellular component (GO): nucleolus
Molecular function (GO): mRNA binding
Source: RefSeq, a predicted model, not a curated record